This is a messenger RNA of Aquila chrysaetos chrysaetos, 1955 nucleotides long. It is a transcript of the gene CD8A, whose product is annotated as CD8a molecule. The transcript is spliced from 6 exons. Lineage: Eukaryota; Metazoa; Chordata; Aves; Accipitriformes; Accipitridae. Bases 339 to 1046 code for a protein of 235 amino acids. The record is from RefSeq and is a predicted model, not a curated record.
ACGGCUGGGAGGCAGCAGGCUGCGGCGGCUGAUCCUACCUCAGGCGCGAGCAUCAUCGGUCUGAAUCUCUAGGGAAGCCGUUGAGGCAAAAAUCCUUGAGGCAUCGUUAAGAACCGAUAACGAUAAAUGAGCCCAAAUUCUGGAUUAGAACCGAAUUUCUUCAGAAAUCUUUUUUUUUUUUCUUUCAUUUUGCCGCAGAUGCCGAACGUCUUCCCUUUACCGAAGAGGGUCCCGGUGACAUCACAUCCUCUCCAAAGAGCGACGCAGCCUCCCAAGUCGAGCAAGAAAGAUCACCUCUGCUCCGCCACACCGUCCCCGAGGACAACCACCCCUAGAAGAUGGCCGGGUCUCCUGCGCUGCUCCUUCUGCUCGGUCUGGGGCUCUGCUGCCCUGGGAUCCAGGGCCAGGCGUACAAGAUGACGGCCAGGUUUCAUGACAGCAGCAUCACGCGACCCCGGCUGGGACAGCGGCUGGAGCUGGAGUGUCUGGGUGCCAGGGAGGACAGCGGCGUAUUCUGGGUCCGCCAGGACAAGGAUGGGACCCUUCACUUCAUCGUCUUCAUCUCCGCCCUGUCCCGCACCACCUUCAAGGGGAACGAGAAGACAUCCACACGCUUUGAGGCGAGGAAAUACAGCAUUGUCUACUACCUGGUAGUGAAGUCUUUCACGCCGGGAGAUGAGGGGAACUAUUUCUGCCUCAUGAACAGCAACCAAAUGCUGUACUUCAGCCGUGGCCAGCCUGCCUUCUUCCCAGUCACCAUCACAACAGCACCCACUGUACCAGCACCCACCACCCAGAGCGGCAUCACCCAAAAGGACCCCUGCCUGAAGACUCCGGAUCCAGAGACCAGUAAGGAGAAAGAGCCGAAUCUCUUCUGUGAUAUCUUCAUCUGGGUUCCCUUGUCAGGCGCCUGCCUCCUGCUCCUCAUCACCCUGAUAGUCACCACCGUGCUGUGUCAACAAACCAGAAGACGAAGAUGCAGAUGUAAAAGACCUGUGAACGGGAAGCCCAAUGCGAAACCUAGCACGCCAAGCCAACACACAUAAGCAUCUGCACCUUCUGGCUUCUGGAUCAUCUUCUGGGAGCUGUCACCGCAUAAGCCCAUCACCUACGCUACCUAUAAUAUAAUGCUACUACUUCUCAUGCACUCUACCCUGAGAAAUUUGGAAAGACAGGAUGGAGCAGAGACACACGGACAGCAAGCAAGCACUUUUUCUGUGAACUGCACCCUGAAGCACAGCUCCUUCCAAAACUUGAGGUUUUCAAAUUAAUUCCCAAGGCCAAAUGCCAUCUCUAUUCCCAGUGACGGAGCUCUGUGAUUCCGGCUGAAGAAACAGAUCAAUCCUGAUUCUGACCUGUAUCAGGGAUAAGCUGAUGAGAAAUAAGGGUAUUAGCUGGACCUUUGCUCAAGGGUGUGUGAUACUUCUUUCUAAAAUGCAGCCAAAAUUUGAAUUUGCUACAAAAUGACAUAAAAAUAAAUGCCCUCACUUAACACAUCCUCUUUUUGUGGUGCCAUGUAUCUCCUAAGACUUUUACUGUUUUAUCUACUGUAACACAAGGCUGCACUGAGAAAGUAAAUAUGGAUUAAAGGGCCUUACUUUUUAGGCUUUUACAGUCCUGGGGGCUAAGGUUUACUGUUUCCCUCUUGCUAUCCUUGUUCUGCUGCUAGCCCCGCUUCUACCGAUUUCAGCAGGAGUUUUUGCCUGUUCAAGGAAGGUAGGAUUUUCUUUCUGAAAGAAAGAAAGUCGACUGGUAAAAAAAAAAAAAAAAAAAAAAAAAGUCUUUGUCACUUGUUUCAGUUAAGCAGAACUUUUAGCAUACUGACUUGGGACAUGCUGAUUGACUACAAGGAAUUCUGUUUUUUCAGCUCUGUAUUUGAUGUAACUACUUCCUUACUGCACUUCCAAAUCAAGAACUGAGAAAAAAAAUAAAACACUGUUUCUAGUCAGACUCAA